Messenger RNA from Trichoderma atroviride IMI 206040, 1866 nucleotides. RefSeq lists its product as uncharacterized. Gene Ontology annotation, biological process: carbohydrate metabolic process. The record is from RefSeq and is a predicted model, not a curated record. Lineage: Eukaryota; Fungi; Ascomycota; Sordariomycetes; Hypocreales; Hypocreaceae. Gene Ontology annotation, molecular function: hydrolase activity, hydrolyzing O-glycosyl compounds.
AUGGCAUCAACCCUUGCCUUUUCCAUUGCGGCUUCAAUUCUGCUUCAGCCAGUUGUCGGCACAAACACAGGCACAGUCCACUGCGCCGACGCCACCUACCAGCCUGGCAGCGUCUAUUUCUCGGAUCAAUGCUACAAUGACAUCCAGAGCUGCAUCACCAAACUGGCAGCCAAUGCCUCAGUAGUUGAUUGCAAUGGCGCCAACAUCAGCAUGCAGCAACAGGCAAAUACUGGAGCCGUGGGCUCAGCCCAGAACAGCGACAUCAGCGUUUCGUUCAAAAGCAUGGUAGACCUUUGUCUCCUGAGCGGCUCAACAAGCGGAACUUGGGGCUGGAGCGACAACCAGUGGUACUGGCUUUGGACGGGCGGAUCUUGCUAUUCGUCCAGCGGAGGAUCAGACACAAUGCCUACAAGGCCUGCGCCAUACUGCUUGCAAGAUCGCGACUCUUCGCUUCCGGACUGCUACCCUCAGCCGAGUCCUGGCGGAGGUCCGCUGAAAGUCUUGAAAACAGCAAAGACCACCAAUGGCUUCACUUCAUCGGCCCGAGGCUGGAACACAUACGGAGCUCAGGCCCUGACCAACGGCUCUACGCUGAUUCCCUCCUUUGCAGGACAAUCUGGCCUUUAUUAUACGCAAAAGUUUGUUGAAACGCAGUGCGGCGUCCUUGCCAACUCCAAAUUCAAGGCUGCAGGCUUUGAUAUGUGCAGUCUUGAUUCUGGCUGGCAGUCAUUUGAUGAGGUUGAUAACAACGGCCGAAUCAUUUAUAACGACACUCGAUUUGACAUGCCCAAACUUGGUCCGUGGCUUCACAAUCAGGAUUUGAAACUCGGCCUAUACAUUACUCCCGGUGUGCCUUGCCAAGCAGCCAACAAGACCAUUUUAGGCACGGAUAUUACCGUCGGAUCUGUGUUUAACGGCAAUUUUGAUCAGAUUUUAUGCCAGUUUGACUAUAGUAAGGAUGGUGUUCAACAGUGGCACGACUCUGUGGUUGAUCUGUGGGCCUCUUGGGGUGUUGACAUGAUCAAGCUCGACUACAUCACUCCUGGCUCUCCGCAAAACGGCGCCAUGCUGGGAUGCCAAAACUCAGACGCCGUAGUGGCUUACCAAAAGGCCAUUGCAAAGACAGGCAAGGAUAUCCGUCUAAACAUCUCAUGGAAGCUGUGCCGCAACGAAACUUGGCUGCCUGUCUGGAACGGUUUAGCAGAGUCCAUGCGCACGGAUCAAGAUAUCAACAACUACGGCCACGAGACGUUUCUCGCUUGGUCGGUUGCUCAGCGCGCCAUUGACAACUACCGCCAGUAUAUCGGCCUCCAGGCUCAGCAGAACAAACCCAUCACAAUCUACCCAGACAUGGACAACCUAUUCGCCGCCAACGCGGAGAGACUGACCGGCGUCAACGAUAGCAUGCGAACCACCGUCAUGAACCACUGGCUGGGCGCAGGCGCAAACUUGAUUCUCGGCAACGAUCUCACCCAGACGGACGAUCUUGGCUACAAGCUGCUGACAAGCUCCCAGUCAACUGCUGCCGCCAACUUCUUCGCCAAGUAUCCUAUGCAGCCGCGCAACCCUCGCACUGGAAACAACCUUGCCCAGCAGCUUCAAGCCUGGAUCGGUGGCCCGAGCGAUAAUGGCAAGGAGGCAUACGUGCUGAUUGCAAAUUACGGACCUGAUCAAGGAUCUGGAGGCUUUGGGACGCAUCUUUAUGGGCGACAGGCAGUGACUGUGUCUUUGGCUGGUCUCGGCUUGAGUUGCUCUGGGUGGAAGUUUACUGAUGUGUGGUCAGGCAAUUCUACGCAUGUUAACAACUACUAUACUGCGUAUCUGACCGAGGGUGAAUCUCAGUUACUGCAUCUGACGAAAGGCUGA